Messenger RNA from Perca flavescens (yellow perch), 3884 nucleotides. RefSeq names its product NLR family CARD domain-containing protein 3. Gene Ontology annotation, molecular function: protein binding. The transcript has 9 exons. The coding region runs from base 221 to 3427 and encodes 1068 amino acids. Lineage: Eukaryota; Metazoa; Chordata; Actinopteri; Perciformes; Percidae. The record is from RefSeq and is a predicted model, not a curated record.
AGCGUGACCUGUAAAUGUAUCAAUAAAUCAAAAUAACGUGACUAUUUCACGACCUGGCGUGAGAACGGGUUGGUUUGUACUUAGAGGAGUUGGAGAGGAGUCUCAGGUUCUCAGACCAGUGACGUUCAGAUGUUCGAAGGUUAAUGCAAAUACUUCAGGAGCAAUGAUGGCAAAAGCAUGAUCACCUUGAGAUGAGAACUGACCACCUGGGAGAGGGAGAAUGACACGCAGAAAAGGGCCGCAGGUCGGAGUUGAACCGGCGGCCGCUGCGGCGAGGAGUAAACGUCUAUAUAUGGGCGCCCACUCUACCAGGACGGAGCAGGAAAGAGCAGAUUCUCCUGCACCAACCUGUGUGUCCGUGAAGAGCGACACGUCCAUGGGUUUCCCUAUGAAUUUCAGACUGCAAGAUCCAAUUUCAAAAGUUCAACAGGAGACGUCAGAGGUUGGUCAUCAAACAGACUGGGACUCUAUAUUUAUGCUUCUUGAGGAGAACAUUGUUGCUUUUGUGAAGAACGAGCUUAAAAAGAUUCAGAGGGUUCUGAGUCCAGAUUACCCAGAAAUCUUAGAGAGCCAAGGUGAGGACGAGGAGGUGGUUGAUGGUGAGGAAGAGCAGAGGAGGAGGAGCAGCAGAGAGGCAUUUCUGAAUAUCACACUGCACUUCCUGAGGAGAAUGAAGCAAGAGGAGCUGGCUGACUCUCUGCAGAACAAAUGUCUUGCUGCAGUGUGCCGACGUAAACUCAAAUCAAAUCAGAAGAAGAGGUUCCAGUGUGUGUUUGAGGGGAUUGCUAAAGCAGGAAACCCAUCCUUUCUGAAUCAGAUGUUCACAGAGCUGUACAUCUACGAGGGAGAGACUGCACAGGUCAAUGAUGAACAUGAGUUCCGACAAAUUGAAACAACAUUCAGGAAACCAGACAAACCAGAAACAACAAUCGGAUGUGAAGACAUCUUUAAACCUUCACCUGGAAGACGUGAACCGAUCAGAACAGUGAUGACAAAGGGAGUGGCUGGCAUUGGGAAAACAGUCUUAACACAGAAGUUCACUCUGGACUGGGCUGAAGGCAAAGCCAACCAGGACAUAGUGUUCACAUUUCCAUUCACUUUCAGAGAGCUGAAUGUGAUGAAAGAGAAGAAGUACAGCUUGGUGGAACUUGUUCAUCACUUCUUUAGCGAAACCAAAGAAGCAGGAAUCUGCAGGUUUGAAGAGUUUCCGGUUGUCUUCAUCUUUGACGGUCUGGAUGAGUGUCGACUUCCUCUGGACUUCCACAACACUGAGAUUCUGACUGAUGUUACAGAGUCCACCUCAGUGGGUGUGCUGCUGACAAACCUCAUCAAGGGGAAACUGCUUCCCUCUGCUCGCCUCUGGAUAACCACUCGACCUGCAGCAGCCAACCAGAUCCCUUCAGAGUAUGUUGACACGGUGACAGAAGUCAGAGGGUUCACUGACCCACAGAAGGAGGAGUACUUCAAGAAGAGAUUCAGAGAAGAGGAACAGGCCAGCAGAAUCAUCCACCACAUCAAGAAAUCCCGAAGCCUCCACAUCAUGUGCCACAUCCCAGUCUUCUGCUGGAUCACUGCUACAGUUCUGGAGAAGGUGUUAAAAACCAGAGAGGGAGGAGAGCUGCCCAAGACCCUGACAGAGCUGUUCAUCCACUUCCUGGUGGUGCAGUCCAAACUGAAGAACAUCAAGUAUGAUGGAGGAGCUGAGACAGAUCCACAUUGGACUCCAGAGAGCAGGAAGAUGAUUGUGUCUCUAGGAAAACUGGCUUUUGAUCAGCUGCAGAAAGGCAACCUAAUCUUCUAUGAAGCCGACUUGACAGAGUGUGGCAUCAAUAUCACAGCAGCCUCGGUGUACUCUGGAGUGUUCACACAGAUCUUUAAAGAGGAAGGAGGACUGUACCAGGAGAAGGUGUACUGCUUUGUCCAUCUGAGCGUUCAAGAGUUUCUGGCUGCUCUUUAUGUCCAUCUGACAUUCUUUAACUCUGGUGUCAACCUGCUGUCAGAAGAAAAGUCAACUUCCCUGUGGUCUAAAUGGUUCAGAAUCCGACCUGAAGUCCUCUACGAAAGUGCUGUGGACAAGGCCUUACAGUGUCCAAAUGGAUACCUGGACCUGUUCCUCCGCUUCUUCCUGGGUCUUUCACUGUCAACCAAUCAGUCUCUCCUACGAGGCCUGGUGACACAGACAGGAAGCAGCUCACAGACCAAUCAAGAAACAGUUGAGUACAUCAAGAAGAAGAUCGGUGAGAAUCUGUCUCCAGAGAGAAUCAUCAAUCUGUUCCACUGUCUGAAUGAACUGAAUGAUCAUUCUCUGGUGGAGAACAUCCAACAAUGCCUGAGUUCAGGAAGUCUGUCCACAUACAAACUUGAUUCUGCUCAGUUAUCAGCUCUGGUCUUCAUCUUGCUGUCUUCUGAAGAAAAUCUGGACGUGUUUGACCUGAAGAAAUACUCUGCUUCAGAGGAUGCUCUUCUGAGGCUGCUGCCAGUAAUGAAAGUCUCCACUAAAGCUCUGCUGAGUUGCUGCAAUCUGUCCGAGAAAAGCUGUAAAGCUCUGUCAUCAGUUCUGAGCUCCCAGUCCUCCCGUCUGGAAGAACUGGACCUGAGUCACAACGACCUCCAGGAUUCAGGAGUGAAGUUGCUCUGCGAUGGACUGAAGAGUCCACAUUGUCGACUCAAAGUUCUCAGACUGUCAGGCUGUCUGAUAACGAAGAAAGGCUGUGCUUCUCUGGCCUCUGCUCUGAAAUCCAACCCCUCCCAUCUGAAAGCGCUGGACUUGAGCUACAAUCAUCCAGGACACUCUGGAGUGAAGCUGCUUUCUGCUGGACUGGAGGAUCCAAGCUGGAGACUGGAAACUCUCAGGGUGGAAUAUGGUGGACCACAGUCUAUGACAGCUGGUCUGAGAAAGUACGCCUGUAAACUCACACUGGACCCAAACACCGCAAACCGAAAGCUCAUAUUGUCUGACAACAACAGGAAGGUGACAGCGAGGAGAGAAACACAGUCAUAUCCUGAUGAUCCACAGAGAUUUGACUACUGGAAACAGCUGCUGUGUACCGUUGGUCUGACAGGUCGCUGUUACUGGGAGGUCGAGUGGGAAGGCCAUGUUUAUAUAGCAGUGGCUUACAAAGGAAUCAAAAGGAGAGGACAGAGUGACGACUGCUGUCUUGGAAGGAAUGAUCAGUCGUGGAGUCUGUGCUGCUCCAAAGAUGGCUACUCAAUCCUGCACACUAACAAGAGAGUGUCCAUCGAUAUCCCCCCUUUGAGCAGAGUGGGAGUGUACCUAGACUGGCAUGCUGGCACUCUGUCUUUCUACAGAAUCUCCUCUGAUAAACUGACCCACAUCCACACCUUUCAUACCACAUUCACCGAGCCGGUCUAUCCUGCCUUCAGGAUUAAGAUGUGUGAGUUAAACUCGUCAGUGUCUUUAUGUUAGAUACAGUAAAACAAAGUCUCCUUUUCCAAUUCUGAGUGGGUUUUGGAGUUUAAUGUGACAAACCCAGCCUCCCUGCCACUAGACACUAAAUCAAUGUUGCCCUUUAGCAGCCUACCCUUGUUUUCUCCUCAUUUGCGACAAAUGGGGGCUCAUCCAGGAUGUCACAACCUGGCUCAAAGGCUGUGACAAAAAACGGGAAGAACAUGAGAGUAGGCUGCGAAGGGAUAACAUUUUUUUUAAUCAACCAAAAUCAGUAAUUGACAGCUUAAGUAAUAUUAAUAAUUCAGAAAAAAACAUGCAGCCGGUGCAUGCAUGCUCAGGAGAGUCAACUGCUGACAAAAGGAACUAGAAAUGGCACCCAAUUAAAUCCCGGACGAGCCCCAAUUUGUCCCAACCCGACUCUUGCUGUACUGUUUAGUUCAAAAACAUCCAAAACACCGUACAAAAACAUAGCGGA